Messenger RNA from Myiozetetes cayanensis, 851 nucleotides. Its product is annotated as N-alpha-acetyltransferase 10-like. Gene Ontology annotation, cellular component: NatA complex. Gene Ontology annotation, molecular function: protein-N-terminal-glutamate acetyltransferase activity; protein N-terminal-serine acetyltransferase activity. Gene Ontology annotation, biological process: N-terminal peptidyl-glutamic acid acetylation. The record is from RefSeq and is a predicted model, not a curated record. Lineage: Eukaryota; Metazoa; Chordata; Aves; Passeriformes; Tyrannidae.
CGGCGGAAGCGGCGCGUGAGGGAGAGACCGGGAGCGGAACCGGGACCGGGACCGGGAACCGGGAACGGGGAUCGGGAACAGGACCGGGACCAUGAACAUCCGCAACGCGCGGCCCGAGGACCUGAUGAACAUGCAGCACUGCAACCUGCUGUGCCUGCCCGAGAACUACCAGAUGAAAUAUUACUUCUACCACGGCCUCUCCUGGCCGCAGCUGUCGUACAUCGCCGAGGACGAGAACGGCAAGAUCGUGGGAUACGUCCUGGCCAAGAUGGAGGAGGAUCCUGAUGGUCCCCACGGACACAUCACGUCCCUGGCCGUGAAGCGCUCGCACCGGCGGCUGGGGCUGGCUCAGAAGCUCAUGGACCAGGCGAGCCGGGCCAUGAUCGAGAACUUCAACGCCAAGUACGUCUCGCUGCACGUCCGCAAGAGCAACCGAGCAGCUCUGCACCUUUGCUCCAACACCCUCAACUUCCAGAUCAGUGAGGUGGAGCCCAAGUACUACGCGGACGGGGAGGACGCCUACGCCAUGAAACGGGACCUCACCCAGAUGGCAGACGAGCUGAGGAAGCAGGUGGAGCAGAAGGAGGCAGGGGCGGCCCCGGCCCCACCAGGCCCCCGGGGUGGGAGGGGUCUGUGGGUCAGGGGAGCCCCCACCCCCCUCGGGGCCCCCACGAGGACAGGGGGCGACAGCAAAGACGUGAGCGAGGUGAGCGAGACCACCGAGAGCACCGACGUCAAGGACAGCUCCGAGGCCUCCGACUCGGCCUCGUAGGGACCCCCCGGGGUCCCCCAAAUUCCUGGGACCCCCCUUGGUCCUGGGGAGGGAGGGGAAUAAAGCCCCUUCCUUUCCA